GACGUCCCGCGGAGCGGCGGAGCGGCGCAGCAUCCAGCAUCCCUGACGUCGUGACAGGCAGCAGGAAGAGCCGCUGCUCCUGGAGCCGGAGCUGCUGGUGGAGCUGCUGCUGCUGCUGGUGGGACCUUCACUGGGAAGCUUGAUACAUUCUGUCACUAUUGUAGCUGAGUUGGUGUGUGACGGUCACCAUGGGGGAACUGUUCAGAAGUGAAGAGAUGACACUGGCCCAGCUCUUCCUCCAGUCUGAGGCGGCCUACUGCUGCGUCAGCGAGCUGGGAGAACUGGGCAUGGUCCAGUUCAGAGAUCUGAAUCCAGAUGUCAACGUAUUCCAGCGCAAGUUUGUGAAUGAAGUGAGAAGAUGUGAGGAGAUGGACAGGAAGCUAAGGUUUGUUGAGAAGGAGAUCAAGAAGGCGAGCAUCCCGAUGGUGGACACUGGAGAGAAUCCAGAAGUUCCUUUUCCCAGAGACAUGAUCGACCUGGAGGCCACGUUUGAGAAGCUGGAGAAUGAACUGAAGGAGAUCAACACCAACCAAGAAGCCCUGAAGAAGAACUUCCUGGAGCUGACGGAACUCAAACACAUCCUGCACAGAACCCAGCAAUUCUUUGAUGAGAUGGAAGAUCCCAACCUGCUGGAGGAGUCGUCAGCGCUGAUGGAGGGCAGUGAGGGGGGCCGCGGGGCCCCCCUCAGGCUGGGGUUUGUUGCUGGAGUGAUCAGCAGAGAGAGAAUUCCCACCUUCGAGCGGAUGCUGUGGAGAGUGUGUCGUGGUAAUGUCUUCCUACGGAAGGCGGAGAUUGAAGACCCUCUGGAGGACCCUACCACGGGGGACCAAGUUCACAAGUCGGUGUUCAUCAUCUUCUUCCAGGGUGAUCAACUCAAGAACAGGGUGAAGAAGAUCUGUGAAGGGUUCCGAGCGUCUCUCUACCCAUGCCCAGAGACGCCCCAGGAGAGGAAAGAGAUGCUGGCUGGAGUCAACAGCCGCAUCGAGGACCUCCAAAUGGUUCUGAACCAAACCGAAGACCACCGCCAGCGCGUGCUGCAGGCUGCCUCUAAGACCAUGAGGGUUUGGUUCAUCAAAGUGAGGAAGAUGAAGGCCAUCUAUCACACCCUGAACCUCUGCAACAUCGACGUCACUCAGAAAUGUCUGAUCGCUGAAGUGUGGUGUCCCGUCUCAGACCUGGACUCCAUCCAGUUUGCUCUGCGCAGAGGAACGGAGAGGAGCGGCUCGACGGUGCCUUCCAUCCUGAACAGGAUGCAGACCAAGCAGACCCCACCAACCUUCAACAAGACCAACAAGUUCACGUCGGGCUUCCAGAACAUCGUUGAUGCCUAUGGGAUCGGGAACUACCGGGAAAUAAAUCCAGCUCCAUACACCAUUAUCACCUUUCCCUUCCUGUUUGCUGUGAUGUUUGGUGAUAUGGGUCAUGGGGUGUUGAUGACCGCUGCUGCCCUGUACUUGGUCCUCAGAGAGAGUCGAAUCCUCGCACAGAAAAGCGACAACGAGAUGUUCAACAUGAUUUUUGCUGGUCGCUACAUCGUCCUUCUGAUGGGGAUCUUCUCAGUCUACACAGGCAUCAUCUACAACGACUGCUUCUCCAAGUCUCUGAACAUGUUUGGCUCUGGUUGGAGCGUCAGGCCCAUGUUCAGUCCUAAAGGAGCCAACUGGUCGUCUGAGACCCUUGAUGGGAAUGCAGUUCUCCAGUUAGAUCCAGCUGUUCCUGGGGUCUUCAACGGACCCUAUCCUCUUGGGAUUGACCCGAUCUGGAAUGUUGCUACCAACAAGCUGACUUUCCUGAACUCAUUCAAGAUGAAGAUGUCAGUGAUCCUCGGCGUCAUCCACAUGCUGUUUGGAGUCUCUCUGAGUCUCUUCAACCACCUGUACUUUAAGAAGCCUCUGAACAUCUUUCUGGGCUUCAUCCCAGAAAUAGUCUUCAUGUUCAGCCUGUUUGGUUACCUCAUCCUGCUCGUCUUCUACAAGUGGACCGCAUAUGAUGCCUUCACCUCUAAAGACGCCCCAAGCCUGCUCAUCCACUUCAUCAACAUGUGUCUGUUUAACUACAACGACCCAACCAACAAACCUCUCUACGCGGGCCAGAUGGGGAUCCAGGUCCUGCUGGUGCUCAUUGCCCUGGCCUGUGUUCCCUGUAUGCUGAUAGUAAAGACCAUGGUGCUUCGGCGUCAGCACCUGUGGAAACGGCAUCUGUCACAGAAGAGGGAAGAAACCCCUGCAGAGAAUCUAGAGCAGUCUUUAGAGCAAACAGGGGUGUCCUCAUCAUGCACCGGACUCACCCAACAGGGCACGCAGAAGUUCGGAGGGGUGCGGGUGGGCAACGGGCCCACGGAGGACGAGGCUGGCAUCAUGGACCACGACCAGCUCUCCCAGCACUCCGACGAAGGAGACGAGCACUCAGAAGAAGAACCGUUUAACUUUGGUGAUGUGGCCGUCCAUCAGGCCAUCCACACCAUAGAGUACUGUCUGGGUUGCAUCUCCAACACAGCCUCCUAUCUGCGCCUCUGGGCCCUCAGCCUCGCCCACGCACAGCUGUCUGAGGUGCUCUGGUCUAUGGUGAUGCACUUGGGUCUGUCCUCUCGCAGUGGAGGCGGCUUCUUUGGCCUGUCAAUCAUCUUCUCUGCUUUCGCCACUCUCACUGUUUGCAUCCUGCUCAUCAUGGAGGGACUGUCAGCUUUCCUGCAUGCCCUGCGCCUGCACUGGGUGGAAUUCCAGAACAAGUUCUACACAGGUCAGGGCUUCAAAUUCGUCCCCUUCUCAUUUGAGAGCAUCCUGGAGGGGCGCUUCGAUGACUGACCGGUCCAGGCCCGACCACAGUGCAGUCACAGUCCCCAUCCAGUCCACUCUGCUUUGACAAUGUGUUUGUGUGCACAAGACCUACUGCGGCUCUCUGUCUCCCUCUAGUGGCAUCUAGUGAAUCAGUGUUAUGCAUGAGAUGUAACGGUCCUGAAGACAUUUCCAGCGUGCUGCCUUCUCAUGGCAAUAAUGAGUUGUUGUUUCUGUCAUCCUUUGUCGUAAAAUGUCAGCCUUCCUUCAUUUUGCUUUUAUCUUUCAUGGCGAGUUAUGUUUGUGUUGAGAGAACGUCUGAAUCACUCGGUCUUAUUUUGUUUUCUCAGUUCAGAGAUAACAGAUAGGGCUCUAGAAAGGAGCCUGAGUAAUGUUUGAGUUUUAAAACCACUUCAGCAUCUCAGCUCAUUUUCAGUAUAAUGAAUGGAUGAGUAUUCACUGACUGUUUAUCACCGUCAGUGAUUAACACUCAGUCAAAUGUUCUCACUUAUAGUUCUGAGUUCAGGACUAUAAGUUAAGUUAAAAGUUAAAGACAAGUUAAAAGUUGAAACCAAAAAAAAUCUGAAAAUGGAUCAAUUAAAAUAAAGGUGAUCAGAGUUCCCACACAGUCUGGAAAAGUACGGAAUUUCUUUUCAGCAUGUUCCAGGCCUGGAUAUGUGUGGAAAAACAAAAUAAGUGUAUGGAAAAGUAUUUAUUUAUUUGCUGUCCCAUUGUCUAGAUAUUCUGGUUUGUUCUUAAUUUUCUCUCAUAUAUUCUGUCUUGUUCCUCGCUUCUGUCCUUUCUUUUCAUUCUCACUUGUGUCCUUUCUUCCUCUCUCCUUCCCUCUAUCUCUUCCUUAUCCUCUUACUUCCCCCUUUUUGUCCUUUCUCUCUCUUGUCCUUUUUCUUUCCUUCCUUGUGCCCCAUGUCCCUUCAUCUUUCCUGUGUUUCUUCUUUCAUUUGUCUCCUUUCUUCCUCUCUUGUGGCCCUCAUUCUUUCCUUCCCUAUGUCUUCUCUUCUUUUUGCCUUUCUUCCUUCAUGUUUGGUUCCUUCCUUCAGUCAUAGAAAAUCAUCUCCAAUUAUUUGACAACCCCCCCCCCCCCCCCCCCCCCCCCCCCCCAUUUUAUAUCUUUUGCAUCUCACAAUCAUCCUAUUACUGUAAUUUAUAUCAAGAUUGUGGAUUGUAUUCUAUUUUGGUGUAAAAAUAAAAGUUUAUCUUUAAAUGUGGGACUGAUUUGCUCCAUCUAGAAAACUGAACCAAGCUGUUCCUGGUGAUGUACUGUGGUUUCUGAUGUUCAUGUCUGACCUGUGUGAACUCUGUGGUUAAUUAAAGCUGGAGUGUCCAAACAACA
This is a messenger RNA of Xiphophorus couchianus (Monterrey platyfish), 4125 nucleotides long. RefSeq names its product V-type proton ATPase 116 kDa subunit a-like. Gene Ontology annotation, biological process: proton transmembrane transport; vacuolar acidification. Lineage: Eukaryota; Metazoa; Chordata; Actinopteri; Cyprinodontiformes; Poeciliidae. Bases 189 to 2804 code for a protein of 871 amino acids. The transcript has 22 exons. The record is from RefSeq and is a predicted model, not a curated record. Gene Ontology annotation, cellular component: vacuolar proton-transporting V-type ATPase complex; vacuolar proton-transporting V-type ATPase, V0 domain; plasma membrane. Gene Ontology annotation, molecular function: ATPase binding; proton-transporting ATPase activity, rotational mechanism.